UUUUUUCGCGUUCUGUCUGCUGGUAAAGCUCACCUCCUGUCCGCGCUGGCCGUCCCUUUGGAAGGCUCAGGACCGCGUCUCGCCGCCCCCCUCCCCCCGUUCCUCCACGCACCGGGUUAGCGCAGGCUUCAACGACGGGAGCUCUCGAGGGACAUGGCAACUCCAGCGGCGCCGGCCGGCGGCGCCCGAAAUGGAGCCGGCCCGGAAUGGGGAGGCUUCGAAGAAAACAUCCAGGGUGGGGGCUCCGCUGUGAUUGACAUGGAAAACAUGGAUGACACCUCGGGCUCCAGCUUUGAGGACAUGGGUGAGCUCCAUCAGCGCCUGCGCGAGGAAGAAGUAGACGCCGAUGCGGCUGCUGCGGAAGAGGAGGAUGGGGAGUUCCUGGGCAUGAAAGGCUUUAAGGGACAGCUGAGCCGACAAGUGGCUGAUCAGAUGUGGCAGGCCGGGAAGAGACAAGCUUCCAGGGCCUUCAGCUUGUAUGCCAAUAUCGACAUCCUGAGACCCUACUUUGACGUGGAGCCUGCUCAGGUGCGAAGCAGGCUCCUGGAGUCCAUGAUCCCUAUCAAGAUGGUCAGCUUCCCCCAGAAAAUCGCAGGUGAGCUCUACGGACCCCUCAUGCUGGUCUUCACGCUGGUUGCCAUCCUCCUGCAUGGGAUGAAGACAUCGGACACCAUUAUCCGGGAGGGUACCCUGAUGGGCACAGCCAUUGGCACCUGCUUCGGCUACUGGCUGGGUGUGUCCUCCUUCAUUUACUUCCUCGCCUACUUGUGCAAUGCCCAGAUCACCAUGCUCCAGAUGCUGGCACUGCUGGGCUAUGGCCUCUUUGGGCACUGCAUUGUCCUGUUCAUCACCUAUAACAUCCACCUCCACGCCCUCUUCUACCUCUUCUGGCUCCUGGUGGGUGGACUGUCCACCCUGCGCAUGGUGGCAGUGUUGGUGUCCCGAACCGUGGGUCCCACCCAGCGGCUGCUGCUCUGCGGCACGCUGGCGGCCCUGCACAUGCUCUUCCUGCUGUAUCUGCAUUUUGCCUAUCACAAGGUGGUGGAGGGGAUCCUGGACACCCUGGAGGGUCCCAACAUCCCACCCAUGCAGAGAGUCCCCCGGGAUGUCCCUGCUGUGCUCCCGGCCGCCAGGCUUUCUGCCACGGUACUCAAUGCCACAGCCAGGGCCAUUGCAGUGACCCUGCAAGCACACUGACACCACCUGCACCCCUGGCCAGCCCCGUCUCCCCAGCUGCGGAGCCGAAGAAAAUUAAAGGACCGCGCUGACAACAUGUGUCUCUUUGAGGUCUGGAGCAGCCACUGGGCUGUGGCUGCUUCAGCACCUCUGUGACACCUGUCCUGGCUUCUAAAGGGCACAAGGCCAGAGACGUCUGGCCGGGACUGCAAGGCUCUGCAGCCAGUUCAGAAAGUAGGUCAGCUCCUCUGAGGCCCCUCACCUCGCCACCUACCCUUUGUCCCCCCCCACACACAUGCCUCAUUGUCUUGCUAAAUAUAGACUUGGUAAUUAAAAUAUUGAUUGAAGUCUGGAACCGCA
Messenger RNA from Jaculus jaculus (lesser Egyptian jerboa), 1536 nucleotides. It is a transcript of the gene Yipf3, whose product is annotated as Yip1 domain family member 3. The transcript has 9 exons. The record is from RefSeq and is a predicted model, not a curated record. Gene Ontology annotation, cellular component: Golgi apparatus. Bases 154 to 1197 code for a protein of 347 amino acids. Lineage: Eukaryota; Metazoa; Chordata; Mammalia; Rodentia; Dipodidae.